Entamoeba histolytica HM-1:IMSS is the source of this 960-nucleotide messenger RNA. RefSeq lists its product as uncharacterized. Lineage: Eukaryota; Evosea; Mastigamoebida; Endamoebidae. The coding region runs from base 1 to 960 and encodes 319 amino acids. The record is from RefSeq and is a predicted model, not a curated record. The transcript has a single exon.
AUGAAUUGUAAUUUAACAUUAUCAUCUUCUACAACGUUAGAUGAUGAUGACUCUUCUGUUGAUAUCAUUGAUAUAGAAAGUAUUACUCAAAAUGAAAUAGAAUCAGUUAAAGAGAUAUUCAAAGCUAUGACACAAAGAAGGUAUGAAAGAAAAUUCUUAGGUAGAGACCCUUUUUCAACAACAAGUAGAAAAAUAUCAUUUUUAUUUAUUUUCUCAUUAGGAGGAUAUUUACUUGGGUUAGUUAUUAAAUACUUUAUUAAUACAAUAGAAAAUGAUCAGCAAUCAUCAAUAGAUGAAACAACAAAUUCUUUUGGUUUAUUUCUAAUUCAACAUUUAAAUGAAAUAUUAAUAAUGAUUGUAAUGACUAUUUCUAUUACACUUUCUUUACACAUUUUAAGACCUUUUAUUGUAGUUUUAAUGUUUGAAUUAUAUUGGUUUACGAUAUUCUUCUUUUUAUUAGAAGCAUACAAUUCAUUUUCAUUAACUGUUCUUUCAAUAUUAAUAUUAGUUAUUGUUGUAUUAUUUACAUUAUUAUUUUCAACAUUCUUUUCAACAAUAUUAAAACAUAUUCCAUUAUUUAUUUUUCUACGACCAACAAUUGUUUCAGUAGAAGAAUCAUCAAAAGGAUUUAGAAGAUAUAUUCUUGAAACUAUUAACUUUAUUACUAGAAGAAAGAAAAAAUAUACACUUGAAGGUAAAUUAAAUAAUAAUUCAUUGGAAGGAACUAUUGUUUGGGUUGAUAAUCAAAUGUUAGGUGAAUCUUUAACAGGAGAAUGGAAAAAUAAGAUGCUUGUAGGUCCAUUUGAAUCAAUACUUAUAGGACAACGAUCAUUAAUUCAUUCAGUAACUUUAAUGGCAUAUAAUUCUAAAUUCUAUCAAGGAAUUCUUUCAUUUUAUUAUUCAUUAAUAUCUGUUGAAUGUUGUUAUUCAGGAACAAUUCUUUAUGUUUGUUUCUCAUAA